AAGCGAAGCGAUUCCAAAGUGACCGUGAGUGCUCAAUCGUUAUUUAUUAAUUUAUAAAAUUACUUGCUGGAAACUCUUGGAGAUGGCACAUUUCCCUGAUACAAUUAGUUACGAUAGAAGGGAAAUACUCGGUACGGGUGGCUUCGGGACAGUGUUUCUCGGUAGUUACGAUGGCAAACAAGUCGCCGUCAAGAGAAUCGAAUUGCAGCGAUUGGAUCCGAAAGAUCGUGAAGUCACACUGCAAAAACAGCUCAAUCACGAAAAUGUCAUGGCAAUUCUAGCCGUUGAACAUGAUGUCGACUUUAGAUUAAUCGCUCUUGAAUUGUGUGCCGGAACGCUAAUGCACGUUUGCGAGGGGAAAUACGUUGGACCAACUCUUCCGUCGGAUGUACAAGUGGUGCAACAGAUUAUCGAAGGGCUGCAUUACAUUCACUCGAAGAAUUUGGUUCACCGAGACGUUAAACCGGAAAACAUUCUCGUUUCGAAAUCGGAACCUGCAACAAUCAAAUUGUCCGAUUUUGGAUUCAGUAAGCAAACGAGUAGCAGCGGAAUGUAUUCAAUAAGCGCCAUCAAAGGGACUCUAGAUUGGAUGGCACCCGAGUGGAAACUGAACAAUGCAACAGAAAUUAAAACAGGCUCGUCCAGCAUCGACAUUUUCUCAACCGGAUGUGUCAUUUUCUAUUACGUGACCCGCGGGACACACCCGUUUGGUGAAGCUGAUACAGUGACAAGUAAUAUUGUCCAAAAUAAUCCAGUCAAUAUUGAUAAAGCUGGCGAUUGUCCAGAACAAUUUCUGAUUGGCAUUGUACGCGAAAUGAUUGAAUAUGACCCGAAUAAAAGACCGCCAUUGGAAAACGUCCUGAAGAAAUUGAAAUUGCCAUUUUUGACAGACUCUGUAAAUGGAGCGGGAGCUAGCAGGACAGUUGAAGUCAAUUGGUGCGGCACGGGUGAAUUUCAGAGUGUUGUGCGGCCAGUGGCCGAAGAUGGCCAUUGCGUCAUCCGAUUCCACCCGACCAAACCCGUUCUUGUCUGCAUCGUCGGUGAAAAAAUGAUCGUGUUCUAUGCGGCCAAUUCGUCCAUUCCUUUUUCUAAUUGGGAUGCAAAGCCAAUUGAAUUUCCUCGUGGAAAUAUAGAAAGAAUUGUGACGAUGGAAUGGAACAUAGACGGUACCCAAUUGGCUGCCAUCGCUUCUAACGAGCGUGACAUCAUCGUGUGGAGUUAUCCAAGUGGCGAAAUUCUCUUUCAAAAGAAUUUACCCGAGCAGAUCCAACAAAUCGUGUGGAAUCCUUUCAGACCUAACCUGUUUGCUACUUUUAAGAGAUGGUGGAAUCCUUUCAGAGAAGACAUCGCCGAAAAAGCUCGAGGUGUGUGGCUUCGAAACUUUCAAUACUCGGUGACUUUCUGUGAUUCAUCGCCUGCCGACCGACCAACAUUUCACUUAUGCACAUUCAAACGUGAGACAACCGGAGUGAUUGUGAGUGUCCAGUGGAUCUCGGAGAACCGAGCCGCUCUCGGCUUAUACAAUGGCGGAAUUGAAAUUUGUGAAAUUGGCAAAUCGACGGCGACAGUCAAAGUCGUCAAAUUCGUUGGAUACAGAAACGUUGUUUGGUCAGUGGACAGCGACCAACCCAUUCACGUCUACAAGAACGGAUUUUGUCGAAGCUUUGCUUGGCUUCCGAACGGCCGGAAAAACACGGGCGACGAGGGAAUGAACGCGGCCAGGAAUUCGUCAGACAAUUUCAUUUUGGUUAGUGGAAUGGAUAAAGGGAGAAUUCUCAUUUGGACUCCACUGGCAAAAGAAAAGGACGAAAGAAUUCUUAGAUGUAGUCUAAGAAUUGUAAUGUGUAAUUCAGGUGUAGUCGAUUCCUUGUCGUUUUCACCCGACGGACGGUUUCUCGCAUCAGCCGACACGGAUGGCAAAUUGAUCAUUUGGUCAACUGAGAAUUGGGAGUCGGUUUUCAUCGGUGAAAAAGAUGGAUGGGUUGAUUCUCCUUCGUGGAUGUCUACUUGUACGAACGUCCCUGAAUAUAAAUUGACUUUCAACUCAUCUAAUGGCAUGGUCCGUGUCGUAGAAUACCGUCGGCCAAAUUGGGUAAUUCAAGACGUUGUCCCCAUGAGAAUUGCGAAUGAAUAAUCGGAUCCAAAGACGACAAAAAAAUAUCACAAGUAAAAUAUAUCAGUUCUUCGCGUGCAAAUAUGUAAUAACUAUACCAUUUCCUUAAAAAAAAAUGUCUCAAAUGGACGUUUUAGCCUGCGAUAACUCGCGUCGCAUUGAAUGCAAUUUCUAUAUUUGGUGUUUGGAGUAUUAAGCUUAUAAUAUACAACGUCAUGAUGUGCUA
This is a messenger RNA of Daphnia pulex (common water flea), 2339 nucleotides long. RefSeq lists its product as uncharacterized. The transcript has 10 exons. Bases 83 to 2134 code for a protein of 683 amino acids. The record is from RefSeq and is a predicted model, not a curated record. Gene Ontology annotation, biological process: IRE1-mediated unfolded protein response; intrinsic apoptotic signaling pathway in response to endoplasmic reticulum stress; protein phosphorylation. Gene Ontology annotation, cellular component: IRE1-TRAF2-ASK1 complex. Lineage: Eukaryota; Metazoa; Arthropoda; Branchiopoda; Diplostraca; Daphniidae. Gene Ontology annotation, molecular function: ATP binding; protein serine/threonine kinase activity; RNA endonuclease activity.